Molecule: messenger RNA, 1716 nt
Organism: Penicillium daleae
Lineage: Eukaryota; Fungi; Ascomycota; Eurotiomycetes; Eurotiales; Aspergillaceae
Exons: 2
Coding region: 1-1716 (571 amino acids)
Biological process (GO): regulation of DNA-templated transcription
Molecular function (GO): DNA-binding transcription factor activity, RNA polymerase II-specific; zinc ion binding
Source: RefSeq, a predicted model, not a curated record
AUGAAUCCGUCAGCCAGAAGAAAGCGACUGGCGUGUGCAGAGUGUACCCGGCGAAAGAUCAAGUGCGAUAAGGUCCUGCCGUGUCGGAAUUGCCGCCAUAGCUCGGCUAUUACAUUCGGAUUCUUACGGGUUCGGAACUUUAGAGGCAGCGCCUGCUAUCGCUCACCGCACAUUUCUCCUUACUCGCGGGCGACUGCAGGAUCUCCACAACUUCCCGAGCGCAGUGGAUCCUGCUCAACGGAACUGACUGGGACCCUCGCUGCAUGCCUCAACGAGCUGCAAGCUACACUGCGGGCAGUGAGGACGCACGACAGCUUAAGUCCCAACUUUAAUGAUAGUGCAGUGUCGUUGUCCGCGGUACCGGAAGGCAUAUCAACUCAAGCACCGUCGGAGGUGGAGGAUGCCAGUCCCAGCCGUGAGACGGCCGAAGUGGAGGAUGCUGCGACAAUCUUGGAAUUCUUGGCAUGGGGCCGACGGAAAGUCCCUGACUACGACGGUCUAGUUGGAGAUCCAAAUUGUGCCCCUGCACAGUCACCCGGAGAUGUAUCUCUACAGGGUGGUCCUGCAGACCCUCCUCAGUUGCGUUUCACAGAUGACGCGUCUUCGCUUCCACUCCUGCAACUGUUGCUUCCUGAGCCACCCACUUUACUGCGAAUGGUCAAUUACCACUGCGAGUGCCUUCUGUGGUAUCACGCUUCAUUCCAUGGGCGCAUAUUCCAGGAAGAAGUUGACCGUUUUAUCAAACAACACCAAGGCCGUAUUGAUAACCAGCAGAUCGAUCUUCAGUGGGCUGCACUUCUUUUUGCCGUGCUGGCAGGAAGUAUGAUAUGUGCGCCCCGUUCAGUGUCUACUUCGUGGGGAUUUCAAGAUCCUGAGCGUACUAACUUGGCUCAUCGAAUUUUCAAAGCCGCCUUGGUCUGUCUGAAUCUGGCGGAUUAUACUGCUCACCAUUCCUUGUAUGGGAUCGAGUGUAUUGCGACAAUGACAAUAAGCGCUCACUUGUUGGGUCAUUCUAAUAGCCACUCCGUCAAGCUUGCAUCUGCUGUCCGGAUCGCGCAGAGCUUGGGUAUGCACAGACUAGGCGGGGAACCCGAUGAUCAUCCAAGCAAUCCAGUACGAAGGGAGAUCGGCCGACGACUAUGGACGGAGCUAUGUAUCCAGGAUUGGUUCUCAAUUCCCUUUUCGGAAAGCUAUCUGAUUCAUCGCCAAGAUUUUAAUACGGGCAAGCCUCGAAAUUGCAUGGAUGAUGACAGAAUGACCCCUGUCCCAGACAAUAUGCCAACUCUUGUGACCUACCAUCGUUUCCUAUACGACAUUGCAACACUCAUGCCUCAGCUUCAAGAUGACCUAUCUGCAUCGCACACAUUAUAUACAAAAUAUGAGCAUGUCAUCCGAUACGACACACAAAUGCGCACAUUGGUCAGCAAACAUAUUCCUUUUUGCCUACGCAAUACUACUCUCGAGCCAUCUUGGCCGUCCUACGUACCGUGGGCUCGACACUGCCUGACUAUUAGCUCCGCUCAUAAAGUUAUCAUGAUUCAUCGCAAGUUCCUCUGGUCAAGCUUCACCAACCCGGCGUUUACAUUUACCCGCAAGACCUGUAUCGCGGCGGCGAAAACCAUAAUUCGGGAACAGAAGCAACUGGUUCGGGAGGAUGGACCGGUACUCUGGAUUUAUCACGCGUUUAGCGUGGCAGCAAGCGUAAGUGUCCAGUGA